AUGGUCCUUAGUGUGGGCUCCGCACUUCGACGGAUAGAUGAACUUGUAAGCAGGACGCCUGCUUGUGUCGGUAUUUAUGCCGCGGACUGUCCGGAGUGGAUCAUUUCGGAACUAAGCUGCUGGUCAUACGGUCUGGUGGCGGUUCCGCUGUACGAUACUCUCGGGGAGGAGGCUAUUCACCAUAUAUGCAAACAAACCAACAUUUCCCUCAUCAUCUGUGAUACGCCUAUAAAGGCCAGGAAACUGAUAACCAAACGGCACAACCUGGAUUGUCUCAAAGGAAUCUUAAUAAUUCGACCGGAAGGACAGUUGUCAGAGCUGCAAGCGGAGGCUGGUGAUGGCCUGCAGAUUUGUGAUUUCUAUGAAUUCAUGCCCGCUGGCGUGGACGAACUUCUUCUAAUUUGCUACACAAGUGGAACUACUGGCAUGCCAAAAGGCGUUACUCUCACAAACCGUGCAAUUCUGGGAACACUCGCUGGUAUGAUACAACAAACACCAGAGCUUCUAGUGCUCUAUGCCGGUGGCAGGAUUGGAUACUCACUGGGCGGGUUGCCGACCCUUAUGCAGGACCUGGUCGCCUUACGCCCAACGCUGUUCGCCGGAGUUCCACGCUUGCUUGUCCGCAUUUACGAAGCAGUUCAUGCAAAGAUGAGCAGUCAUGGCUGGCAGAGAAUCGCUCUCGAAUGGGCAGUUGAUUCUCAGCUAACGCUUGCGGAUAAACAGAUUUACUACGAUGGAUCACUCUAUGACAAGCUGCUCUUUUCGAAGAUGCGUGAGAGUUUCGGUGGAAAUCUGAGAGCUGUAAUAACGGGCAGCGCUCCAAUUUCGCCCACUAUCCUACGCUUUACCAGAGCCCUAUUUAACUGUCCGGUACUCGAGGGUUAUGGCUCUACCGAGGCUUGUGGUGUCCUAACCCUUUCGGUGGCGGGCGAUUUAAACGGUGGUCAUGUUGGAACGCCAGUAUCCUCUGUCGCUCUGAAAUUAAUGGAUGUCCCCGAAAUGGAACUUGUCGCUGAAAGGGACAAUAAAGGCGAGAUAUGCUGGAAGAGCGUUGGUGGUACAUCAGGCUAUUUCAAGCGUCCCGAAAUGACAGCAGAACUGAUUGACCAGUAUGGAUGGAUGCAUACUGGUGACAUUGGAAUGUGGAUUAACGGCAGCCUUAAAAUAAUUGACCGAUGUAAGCAGAUCUUCAAACUGUCCCAGGGUGAGUACGUGGCUCCGGAGAAAGUAGAAUUGGUCUAUCAGGAAUCUCCGCUAAUUGCCAAUGUCUUUGUCGAUGGCAGUCCACUGAGCUCAUUUCCUGUGGCGAUUAUUGUGCCCGACAAACAGGGUGUUCUGAAGGCGCUGAACGGAAACGGAGAAGACAUCAAGAAUUGUUCCUUAAGGUCUCUCUGCGAAAGCUCGCUCGUGAAGACACUCAUCUUCAAGGACUGCAUUCACCUUGGUGAAAAGGCUAAGCUCAAGGGCUUUGAAAAGGUGAAGAACAUUUACCUAACUCCUCGGGCGUUUACCAUUGAAAAUGGUCUUCUUACUCCGACGCUCAAGGCUUCGCGGCAUGCAAUAAGGAAGUGCUACGCCAAGGAGCUGGAGCUUAUGCAAAAACAGCCUAUGUCCUGA
Dibothriocephalus latus is the source of this 1617-nucleotide messenger RNA. NCBI's taxonomy places the organism in Eukaryota, Metazoa, Platyhelminthes, Cestoda, Diphyllobothriidea, Diphyllobothriidae. The record is from the annotation of a GenBank genome assembly.